UGGGCUGGCAAGGUGAACUACAUGGAAGUCAUUGAGCGAAUGGAGUUUGAUGGGAGGAGUCUAAACCAGGGUACCGCUCCUUCAGCAUCAUUCAGCAUCUUUCCUGAGGAACAUCUCAAGGAGCUCCUGGUUUGCAAUGAAUGGAACCAAGUACCUGUAUGCUACCUGAAACAGGAGAAAGUUAAGUUUACCAUCAGCGGCAUUUCCCUUAUAAAACCCUACGGAUUAUGAAUCUGAAUGAAUUGUUGGAGACACUUUAGGACUCGACAAGAACUAUAUCAUUUUGAGAGAACAGUGUCAGUAACAUUUCGUCUUUCGAACUCUGCCUUUCUGAGGAUGCCGGUUUCGAAAACGGAAGAACCAAAAAAUGCUGGACAACCCAGUGGCCUGCCGAAACUCCCUGUUCCCCCACUGAAAGAAACACUGGAAAUGUAUCUAAAGUGUAUGAGUCACCUCAUACCAGAGGACCAGUUCAAAAACACAAAGAGUAUUGUGGAGAAAUUUGGAGCACCUGGCGGAGUGGGAGAAUUGCUUCAGAAGAAGCUACUAGAGAGACACAAAGAGAAAGACAAUUGGGUGUAUGACUACUGGCUUGAAGAUAUGUAUUUGAAUAACAGGCUAGCACUACCUGUCAACUCCAGUCCUGUUAUGGUCUUUCCAGAGCAAAACUUCAGAGGACAAAAUGAUGUCCUCAGCUAUGCUGCCCAUCUCAUUUCUGGUGUAUUAAAGUAUAAAUCUCUCAUUGAUAGUAAUAACCUCCCUGUAGAAGAGGGUCGUGGGCAGCAGGCUGGAAAAACUAUGUGUAUGGAUCAGUACAAAAAGGUCUUCACCUCCUACCGUCUGCCAGGGCCAAAAACUGACAAUCUAGUUGUUCAUAAGAGUACUGAAAGGCCUGAUCCAGAACAGAUCAUAGUGGCUUGCAAGAAUCAGUUUUUUGCUUUGGAUGUGGGGAUAAACUUCUGCCAACUGAGUGAAAAAGACCUCUACACUCAGCUGGAGCGUAUCAAAAAGAUGGCAGACAGUGAGGAGGAGCGCCAACCUGCUAUUGGUCUGCUUACAUCAGACGGCCGAACGCAAUGGGCCAAGGCUCGCAGCGUACUGAUGCAAGAUUCUACCAACAGGGACUCUCUAGACAUGAUUGAGCGCUGUCUGUGCCUGGUGUGUUUGGACGACCCGUCUGGCAUUGAAUUGACCGACAGCAACCGCGCCUCACUGAUGCUUCACGGAGGGGGCAAGGAUAAGAAUGGGGGAAACCGCUGGUACGACAAGCCCAUGCAGUUUGUAAUAGGUGCAGAUGGAUGCUGUGGCGUUGUCUGUGAACAUUCACCUUUUGAGGGAAUCGUGCUUGUGAAAUGUACAGAAUAUCUACUGAGCUACGUCAGCAGCUCAUCUAGGCUGGUGAGGGCAGCCAGCGUGAGUGAGCUUCCUGCCCCUAAACGUCUGCGCUGGAAAUGUUCCCCAGAAAUUCAUGCCUUACUCACUGACGCAGCAGAUAAAUUACAAAGACUCGUCCAGAAUUUGGAAAUGAAUGUCUACCAAUUCAACAGUUAUGGCAAAGACUUCAUCAAGAAACAGAAAAUGAGCCCUGACGCUUUUGUUCAAGUUGCCCUGCAGUUAACAUAUUACAGACGUCAUGGAUGUCUAGUGCCCACCUAUGAGAGUGCAUCAAUACGUCGCUUUCAAGAGGGACGAGUUGACAACAUCCGCUCUUCCACACCUGAGGCUCUAGCCUUUGUUAAAGCUAUGAGCAAUAGCUCCAACUUCACUGAUGCUGAGAAAAUGGAAAAGUUUAAAACUGCAAUUGAAGCCCAGAUCAGUUAUACACGUCUGGCAGUGGCAGGCAAUGCAAUAGACAAUCACUUACUGGGGCUACGAGAAGUUGCCAAGGAGCUGAAAAUUGAGACGCCAGAGUUGUUUACUGAUCCGACCUAUCUCACCAGCAUCCAGUUCAUGCUCUCCACAAGCCAGGUGCCAACCACUGAGAAGAUGUUCUGCUGCUAUGGUCCAGUUGUCCCUAAUGGCUAUGGCGCCUGCUACAAUCCUCAGGCAGACCACAUCAUCUUCUGCGUGUCAAGCUUUAAUGACUGUGCAGAGACCAACUCAGAUUUGUUUGUGAAGACUCUUGAUGGGUGCCUGAUGGAAAUGCAAGAUCUAUGCAGAAAAUGGAACACUCAAGCUACACCAGAAAAGAAGGAGGGAACUCCCAAGCUAAUGAAGAAUGGUAGAAAGUCAUAGUAAGAAGUAAGAAUGACACUGGAUCAUCCAACAUCGUUUAUAAAAUUGUAACGAUGUGACUGUGCAGUAUACAGUUGGGAUUUUAGGAAUCUGUGGGCUUGAUAAAGGAUUGUAAGGCUUACUACUCAUAUAAACAUAUGCAUAUUUGGGUUUUAAAGAAUACAGGACAUGUUGAGAAGAUGAUUGUAAAUUAUGGCUAGUUGUAUGUGUACAGAACAACCCAGAUAACAGAAAACAAUUACAGACGCUACAGAAACAAUAAGAUCGUACAAAACAAGUAAAAUUAUAGGACAGUAUAUUAUAGCUAAUAUGUCCAAAGACUGCAACUGUGCAAUAUAGCAGAACAAUAUAUAGGAUAGUUGUAAAAACUAUAUAUAAGUUGUAUAUAAAAUUAUAAAGGAAAAGUUUAUUUAAACCUUUGGGUUUAGAUGAAUUUAUCUAAAUCUGGGGUGGGGUGAUGUGCUCAGGGUUUCUCAGUUCUGAUUAUAAGAGUAUAUUAGUUGACAGUGUCACAAUAUAAGCUGCUACAGAACUGAAGCAAAAGCUGCUGUUUAACUUUGUUUCUGUGAGUAUAAACAUGUGUUUCAUAGUUUAUUUAAUGUACUUCGUUUUAAUAAUGUAUCUAUUCAGAAAAAUAUGGCAAAGUAUUAGUCUCCAGUAUACAAACAAUAAGUCGGUAUCAGUCUAGAAUAAUUUGCUUUGUAUGGUGUAUAUAUAGUUAUGGUAUAAAUAGUCUAUGUUGUGAUGAGUGUUAUUAAUUUAAUUCUCAGUGGGUCAUAUUCUGACAAGCUAAGGCUGAGCUCUUAAAAAUACUGUAAGCUAGUGAAAGCAUCAGGAAGUGUGCAUAAAUAUUUAAGGAAUAUGGCCCGCUGUGAAUCAGUAAUGCAUGUCAUGUAUGUAUGUAUGUAUGUAUGUAUGUAUGUAAUUUUGUGCAAUUGUGUACUUCCAGUGCAAUAAUAUUAGCAGGGAUUUAAAUUUCCAGUGCAAUAGUAACUUUAAGAUAAGAUAAAUAGUUUAAUUUAAGCAGGAGUUACAAAGGGAUUAGCCUUUUUUUAAAGGUCCAGUCAACAUUGUGACAAUAUGCUUGAAUUUUUCUGAAAGGUGUAACAAAAGUAUAGCUAUAGAUGUGUUCAAAUAAAAAAAGGCCUAUUGUGUAUAUAUAGGUAAAGAAUAUGUUUCUAUAUUGUAAAUUUCAAUAUUCUAUAUGGGACAGUUGAGGAAGAAAUUAAAAAUUCAAAAAUAUAAAAAAGUUAUCAUGGUUUAACCCAUUGAAAAUCUAUUUUAGCACUUAGCACAACUAAUUCAGAUUAUAUAACAGUACACGCUUAAGCCAGCCAAUCAUGUUACACUAGAUUGUAAAGAGAAUAUUACUUCUACAUAUGCAGUGAAAUAAUAGCCUUAUCUCAAGUAUAUUAACAUGGUGAGUCCUUCAUGUACUGUGGCCUCGAAAUGGAAUAAAAAUGUGUAUGGGCAAUAUUUAAAAGAAACUAUGUGAAAUCUAAAACAGAAUGUAUUGUCAAACUGAUGGUGAAGUGGUUGAAACUGUGAUGUUAUUUCAAAUAUUUAUUUUUCUAGGUUUUGUUUUCAAAAGAUAGAUGGUCUAUUUAUUAAAAUCGCUGUAUUGUAAUUAUGCCAUAAAAUUACUAACAAAAAUUA
Molecule: messenger RNA, 3891 nt
Organism: Misgurnus anguillicaudatus (oriental weatherfish)
Lineage: Eukaryota; Metazoa; Chordata; Actinopteri; Cypriniformes; Cobitidae
Gene: chata
Product: choline O-acetyltransferase a
Biological process (GO): neuromuscular synaptic transmission; acetylcholine biosynthetic process
Cellular component (GO): cytoplasm; neuron projection
Molecular function (GO): choline O-acetyltransferase activity
Source: RefSeq, a predicted model, not a curated record